UGGUAACGAAUUCUUACACUAUAUGCACAGUGACUACGUGUAUAUAGCUAACGCCAUAAAUGCUUCUGGUGUUGGUUUUGUACCAUUAUUCAGUUUUCUUAUUGCAUUUAGAUGUUAUUGUAGGCAAAGAAAAUGACUAGGAAUAGAAGAUUAAAGGAUGGCGAUAGGCCUCAUAAACACAAGGACAACGAGAAGACAAGCCGCGCGAAAGCUUCAACGACUGAUGAUUAUGCAUCCGUUCUGUAUACAAUGGGCGUUGGACUAGUUCUGGCACUCCUCGUGAUAGUUUUUGUACAGUUCUGGAGUGAUAGAAGUAUUGCUAAGCUAUACACACCUUUAAGUGAACCUAAGAUGGUCAACGAAGAUUUUGUUUUUAAAGAGGGUAGAAAAGUUUUGUGGGGAACUUACAGGCCAAAUCUGUACUUUGGCUUGAGGACCAGGACACCAGAUUCUUUGAUGUUUGGAAUGAUGUUCUUUUCACAGUACCCAAAAGGAGGGCAACUUCAUCUAAGAUAUUCUUGUGAGCAAAGUGACAAUUUAGCAAAGUAUGGAUGGCUAAAGCAUGAUGGGAAAUCAUUUGGGUCUCAGGAAGUUGUAGAUGAUGAUUUUAUUCUCACAACUGAUUUUGUUAAGCAAGAUGGUGGAUUUCAUGGAGGAGAUUGGACUGCUAGGAUCAGGGGGAGGCCAAGGCUUGAAGAGAAAAGCAAGCAACUCGUUUCAUUAUUAUUCAUCGUCUCACAAGAAGGUAAAGGAGACUUAAAUGCUUUUGUUGAUAAUGGUAUAAUGUCAGAGGUGCAUGGUCACAAUGAUGUGCUUGGCAAGUUCAAACUGAAGUUCCCGAGAUCUUCAAGCGUCAUGCAGACGUACUUAGUAUCCUAUGAAGAUGACAUCUAUGAUGAAAAGAACAUCAUCAUGAAAAAUCUUAAAUACCAUCGUACUGAAAAGAAUUCAGAUAGAAAUCGAAUGAUUGGCUUGCCUGGUGUAGUCACUAAUGAAGAAGGAAGAAAGCCCAAUUUUUUUGUUCACAAUGUUAUCCUGAAAUUGCCUUUUGAAUUCGAAGUGUUGUUCCAGUCUGGUAGUUUUCUUGACCGUAAGAAAGAUCUUAGUGGCCCAGUUUUCAGUGACGUUUUUAAUGAGAGAAGUAGGUUAUUUGAUGAAAAAUUUGAGAAAAAGUUUAAUUUAGCAAAGAAAGGUUUCUCUAUUGAGGAAAGAGAUUUUGCAAAGGCUGCUAUGAGUAAUAUGAUUGGAGGAAUGGGGUAUUUCUAUGGAAAUUCGAAAGUUAAGUCAAAAUUCUUGAAAGAGCCAGUUGAUUAUUGGACUGAAGAUUUGUUCACUGCAGUUCCUUCUCGCUCUUUCUUCCCGAGGGGAUUUCUUUGGGAUGAGGGAUUCCAUCAGCUGUUAAUUAGCCAAUGGGAUCGUAGUAUUAGCAUGGAUGCUAUAUCACACUGGUUAGAUUUGAUGAACGCGGAUGGGUGGAUACCACGUGAACAAAUUCUUGGAAGGGAAGCCAGGAAGAAAGUUCCUGAUGAAUUUGUUGUACAGCAUAAUGAGAAUGCAAAUCCCCCUACUUUGUUUCUGGCUAUUCAGUCGAUCCUUGCUUCAGAGAGAAAAGAGUAUGGAAACAUCUCAAAGCCAACGGAAAUAUUUUUGAGAAAGUCAUUUGGACGGUUGCAAAAAUGGUUCAGCUGGUACAACUGGACCCAGGUCGGCAGUGUACCAUCUUCCUAUCGUUGGAGAGGUCGGGAUGCAAAAAAUGACGUCGAGCUCAAUCCAAAAACAUUGACAUCUGGACUUGAUGACUACCCAAGAGGGUCGCAUCCAACAGUAGCCGAGAGGCAUGUUGAUCUACGUUGCUGGAUGGCUCUUGCUUCUGGUAUACUCUCAGACAUUGCCAAACUAAUCGGUCAGCCAUACAGUCGCUAUGAGAGUACGUUCAAAUACCUUAGUGACAAUAAUUUGCUGGAUGAGCUGCAUUGGUCCAGCCGCGAUAAAGCGUAUUGUGAUUAUGGAAACCAUACAAAAUUCGUAGCACUUGAGCAUAGGCCUGUAAACAACCAGCCUGGGGCACCAAAGCGUAUGGUUCGUGUAGUUAGAUCAAAACAGGGUCCUUCGCUUAAGUUUGUCCCAGAAUUUGGUUAUGUAAGUCUUUUCCCUUUUCUUCUCCACAUCCUUGAACCAACUUCACCGAAACUGAAGCAGAUUUUAGACGAUUUAAGGCGCCCUGAUCUCUUAUGGACCGAGCACGGGUUGCGGUCGUUAGCAAAAAACAGCCCAAUGUAUAUGAAACGGAAUACGGAGCAUGAUCCACCGUACUGGCGUGGGCCUAUAUGGAUAAACAUGAAUUAUCUUGCCGUUAGAGCGUUGGACCAUUACAGCAAGUUAGAGGGGCCUUAUCAAAAACUAUGUAAAGAAAUUUAUAGCCAACUGAGAUUUAACCUGAUCCGCAACAUUUUCAGAAAUUAUCAGAAUACAGGGUACAUCUGGGAGCAAUACAAUGAUUCAACGGGAAAGGGGCAAGGGUGUUAUCCUUUUACCGGUUGGUCAGCUCUAGUGACUUUGAUGAUGGCGGAGAUAUAUUGAUUGGUUAUUUCCAAUGGAACAGAAGGACUGGAAGCAAGAUAGGAGAAGAAUGAACUUUUGACAAGAUAGCAGAGAAUGUUGCACGUGCUUGUGUUUUGAAGAUGACAUACAAUUUUACAGUAAAGGCUGGUGUAUUUGCUUUGAUUUUUUCAUGAAAACUCUCAAAGAAAGUAAA
This is a messenger RNA of Rhopilema esculentum, 2755 nucleotides long. RefSeq lists its product as uncharacterized. Lineage: Eukaryota; Metazoa; Cnidaria; Scyphozoa; Rhizostomeae; Rhizostomatidae. Gene Ontology annotation, molecular function: Glc3Man9GlcNAc2 oligosaccharide glucosidase activity. The record is from RefSeq and is a predicted model, not a curated record. Gene Ontology annotation, cellular component: endoplasmic reticulum membrane. Gene Ontology annotation, biological process: protein N-linked glycosylation; oligosaccharide metabolic process.